AGUUCCGGGUCCCGGAGACCCAGGUUCUGCCGGCUCCUUUAGCUUUCCCACAGUUAACAUGGCUGCGACUAGUUAUUCACCCAGACUGCUGUGAGCAAGGAAGGCAGGGCCCUGCGAGGCUUUGCGCACGUCGCGUCAGAGAUGGCGCUUCAGCCGCGGUUCUGGAAAUGUCUGUCAGUUUGCAGGAACCUGGAAUGUGGGUUCGCAGCCCUCUCCACCAGUUCCAUGCCGGCGGUGCAGCCCGAAGUGGAGACUAAGGAAAACGAAGCGGUGGCUCCAGAGUUCACCAACAGAAACCCUCGGAAUCUGGAGCUCUUAGGUGUAGCCCGGAAAGAACGGGGUUGGGCUACAGUGUGGCCCAACCGUGAGUUCUGGCACAGGUUGCGAGUUGUAAAGACUCAGCAUCACGUAGAAGCAUUUGUUGAGCAUCUUAAUGGCCAGGUUGUGGUUUCAGCAUCCACUCGUGAGUGGGCUAUUAAGAAACACCUUUAUAGUACCCGAAAUGUGGUGGCUUGUGAGAGCGUAGGGCGAGUGUUGGCACAGCGGUGCUUAGAAGCAGGAAUCAACUUCAUGGUCUAUCAGCCCACGCCAUGGGAGGCUUCCUCAGACUCGAUGAAACGUUUACAAAAUGCCAUGACAGAAAGUGGCGUGAUGCUUCGGGAGCCUCGAAGAAUCUAUGAAUGAAAUAGAAGUGUUAACUGUUGUUGGAAGUGUAAAUAUCAAACUACCAUCUACAGCCACCAGAAGAAAGCACCUUCAUUAAAGAAAGAAAGAAGGAAAGAAGAAAGGGAAGCAUUUGGAAGGAAAACCAGACUGAAAGCUUCAUAGCAAUAAAGCAACAGUGAAAACUUAAAGUUAGCUUCUCCACUUUUAUGUGUGCUUGUAUGGUUUCACACGGGCUUAACUUGUCUCCAUUCUUGGACAUGAGAUGUAUUUAAGGAAAGUAGUCACUAUUUGAAGAAUGAAUUAAAACAUUUAUAACAAACUGAA
Arvicanthis niloticus (Nile rat) is the source of this 990-nucleotide messenger RNA. The record is from RefSeq and is a predicted model, not a curated record. NCBI's taxonomy places the organism in Eukaryota, Metazoa, Chordata, Mammalia, Rodentia, Muridae.